AUGCUUGAAACCAGGAAUCUUGAAUCGAGCACUGGAGGUCCAGCCUCAGAGUCCAAUCCGGCAGAGAGAGUGCCUAAUCGGGGGAGCUUCUACAGCUACUCCACGGAAAUUUGCGGUUUGAAGAGAGAAAUUAGCAACGUCACAGUUUCGAACGGAUUGGCGUGGAACAAGGACGACACGAUACUCUACUACAUCGAUAGUGGCACCUUCAAAGUGGCCAAAUUCGACUACGACAGAAGGACUGGAGUUAUUAGCAAUCCUGAGACGGUUUUUGACUUUAAAGCGAACAAGAUUCCCGGGCUUCUCCCCCAUGGCAUGACAAUUGACACCGAGGACAACCUGUACGUCGCAAUGUACGGUGGAUAUCGGAUCGUGAAAAUAGACGCAACGCGAGGGGUUUUGCUGCGGACGAUCAAACUACCUGUCGCGCUUGUGACGGACAUGAUAUGGGGCGGUCGGGACCUGGACAUUCUCUUUGUGACGUCAUCCAGGAUGGGGCUCAACGAGACGGAAGUGGAGGAGCAGCCGUGGGCAGGGCGCGUCAUCGCCGUGACUGGACUCAACGCCACCGGGUGCAUCUCCCACGAGGCUGUCAUCUGUUUUCCUGGACGACCGGAGGACACAGAUAUCUGUAGCGCACCAAGUUAA
Bemisia tabaci is the source of this 648-nucleotide messenger RNA. The record is from RefSeq and is a predicted model, not a curated record. NCBI's taxonomy places the organism in Eukaryota, Metazoa, Arthropoda, Insecta, Hemiptera, Aleyrodidae.